AUGUGUCGGCCGUGCUGCAUGAGAGCUCUGGCCUUUCUGGUCUGCAGCUUCCUGCCAUGCAUGUUUGUGAAGGUGGCCUCUGCGCCGGCGGGCUGCUGGUCUGCGGGCUGGACGCAGGACUACUGCUGUGGCGCGGCCUCUGAAGCAGGGAAUCCUGAAUGCUGGGACGCGAUCUACACACACCGCCGAUGCUGCCCGUCCAAGGAUCUGGAUCUAAACGUUUCCGUUGCCGUCAGGCACGAGGGUGCUCAAGAUGUGAAGGAGCCCUGUUGGGGUGGCGAUCAUGACAAGGAAUGGCUGUGUUGUGAUACGUUCGCUCAGUUCAGCCAGCAUCCCACCUGCUGGGGUGGAAGGGGCACUUACGAGAAGUGCUGCAGUCGGGAUCCAAGAGUGGUAGCUUCCUUGGCCACCCUUCAAGAAUCAGCUUCCGAGAUGCUGCGUUCACCCGGUUCGACAGCUCUUGGAUUCCCGGAUGGAAGAGUUCCCUUCCAAAAAUCCCUAUGCCAAGGAGGGCUCGGACGUGCGGACCAGCAGAUGUGUGAGCUGCUGCGCUUAGCAGAGCACACUCUAAGGCAUCCUUUCGACAGCAAGUGUUGGUCCGUUGGAUACACCGAGGAGAACUGCUGCAGCCCUCGAAAUCCUGCUUGCUUCGACGACGUGUAUACGUACGAGGCAUGUUGUUUGGGCGUGCCACCACAGGUAAGGCUUCUGGAGCAGUUCUUCCGAUGCGAUCAUUGCCUGUCUUUGCUGAAGCAAUCUAGGUGGAGCUGCGAUGAUUCCCGCUCAUGUUUGGCCAGGGGCGGCACCAUCAUGGCAUUUUCGAGCGGCCCUUAUGGAAGUUUCGACGUUGUUUGCCUUCCAAAUAUGGCGGCGUACUCACUCGGCACAGCGGAAUCAGCAACAUCCUCGGCCGCCUUCGUAUUGCAAUGGGUGAAAGCCCAUGGUUACAAUGCAACUGAAACGUCGUUGAGAUUGAACUCCCGGCUGAGCCAUGCUGUUGAGAUCGUGUGCGUUCUGGCUCCAUGGCUCAUACUCAGGGCCGGCAGCCUUUGGCGAGGCACCACAGCAAGCCCAGGUCGGGGUGUCCGUCAAGAAAAGGGUGAAAGGAACAUGGCGAUUGAAAUUGCUCGACUUGUCGGCACGGUUGCGAUCAUACCACUGCACCUGGCCCACGUGGUCAGAACGACAGAUCCUGGAGCGACCAUGCACCUGGCCAUAGUUCACUACUUCCAGCGCUUCGUUGACAUCUUUGAUGUCGUCUCAGUUCUGGUGGCCAAAUCAGACUCCGAGAGCCUGCUGGCAAGCUUAGAUGCCCUGUGGCGAAAGUUGGCGCGUCAGAUACCGCUGGUAUAUGUCACGGUGCGCUCGACCGUAUGGCUCGCCGACAUCGGCGCCAACCUCCCUCACUGCGCGCUGAAAAACAGGUUUACAUGGACUUCUAAGCUGCAAGCGGACUGGCUGACCUUCUACUGUCACUGGCACAUGCAUGUGGAUAUGAAGACCUGGCUCGUCUUUCGUUGCAUCUACAUCCUGAACUUUUACGGGGUACCUCCUGCGCUGGUCGUCGCCUGCAUUUUCUUCCCGCUCUCUGCUUGGAGCCUGCAGAGUGGAUAUCUAAGCUUACGCUCAUGGCCGAUGCUAUACUACCAGUUCUUAGCCUACCGCCUGCCAAUGAGCCUGCUGGUUUUCUUCUUCGUGCGUGCCGUCCGAAGGCGACCUCGUGGCGAAGGAGACCCGGGCUUCAGCUGGUUUUCCGCAUGGCUAUGGCCGCUUGUGGCGGUGCUGCUUUGCAGCCUGGGCUGGGUGCAGUGUGUCCCGAAAUGCCCGGGUCAAGAUGUGAGAGCGUCCGCGACUUGGCAAGAUGAGUGCACCAGGGAUGGAUUUUGGUUCUUCGUGGGCGGCGCUUGUUUUCACGUGGGCCUGUCGAUGCUCUUGCUGCGCCCACCCCAGGGACCGUCGCUGUGGAAGGGGAAAGAGACGGGCUUUGUGGGCAGAGCGCGAAGCAGAGCGCUGGGCAUGUUCCGCCUUUGCAUCAUCCGCCUCUCCCCACUGUCACUGGGCAUCCUUCUGCUGCACCAUCCACCUCUCGCGUUUGUGAUGGGCAGGUGCUACCACAACAGUUCACCCUGGCUGUUCUUGCAAGGGCAAGGUUUGAAUUUGAGGGUGGCUUCCAAGCCACCGCAGUUUGUCAGUGCGACUUUGUGGGCGGCCUUCAUCUUGGCAUGCCUUUUGAUCCCGCAGCUCAUGCUUUGGACGGUGCAAGAGCCGUGGGAGAGUCUCUGUGCGCGCGCCCCGAAGCACUUGAGGCGAGCCCUCGCCCUUGCCUACGUGCCCUUCUUUCUCAGUUACAGCUUCCUUCGCGUACCGUUGCCUCCGGGAGCGUAUUGA
Messenger RNA from Symbiodinium natans, 2388 nucleotides. The record is from the annotation of a GenBank genome assembly. Lineage: Eukaryota; Dinophyceae; Suessiales; Symbiodiniaceae.